UAGUAGUGGUGGUGGGACAUUGAAGAUUAAUAAGAGAGGAAGAGAGGCCUAACAUGAAUAGAAGAGUGUUGUUUGAUAGCCAAGGAUGACUUGCCUGAUCCUUCAUGAGGUUUCAGGUAUAAUAUAUAUGUAUAUAUAUAUAUAUUUUUAAUUGGUUAUGAUGAAUAGCAGAAAUUCAUGUUGUGGUACACAAGCAGUCACCUUGGCUAGGCUGACAACCUCUUCUUUCUCAUGUUAGGCCUUUUCUCUUCUUCUUCCUCAGAAAUUAAAUUCAAUCUACAUUGCUUUAAAUUUUCUGCAUAUAUUAGUGGAAGACGACCAUCUGAUCACCGUUUGAUCAUCAUGAUCAUGUAUGACUACAACAAAAUUUUUGUAUCAUAUUGGAGAAGUGGGGAAUUGAGGUUCUUGCAUGAAGGAAAGAGUCCUGUUUAUGUAGCUGGCCAAGGAUGACUUGCCUGCUCUUUCCAGGAGAUGAUAUGGUUUCCAAUUUAUAUGAUUUUGGCCAGGCAAGUCACCUUGGCUAAGCUGAUGGGCUCUUUCUUUCAUGCCAGGCCUUCUUCCUUGGAAAAAAUUACCUACACAUAUCAACUCUGGGGUCAGAAGGAGAUUUUCGUUAUGAAAAAUUGUCUAAAAUUGGUACACGUGCUAGUUUCUGAUUUUGCUUAAAAAUUAAUCGACUUUGCCCUUACUGGAGGUGGCUUGGAAACACGUAGGGUUUGGGCCUGAUCGAAGUACCCAAAACCCACUAACCCAAUGACUUCAUUUACGGGCCAGACUCUUUUUGGGUCAAUAAGUGGGUGGACUAAACAAGUCCGUUUAAGGUCGACGGGUGCCAACUUGACCCGAAUAGUCCCGAACAAAAGCAACGGUUUUGGUCGUCUUUCAGAAAUCCAACUAAUUUUGGCGGGAGAUGUUCCAAGUGUCAAAGCAGAGCAAAAUUUCCCAGUUGACCAAACAUGUUUGAAAUUCUUCAAUCGGAUUGGUACUCUCCCACUCGCCUCCAAAGCAGUCCCACUGCCAAGUUCGAUUUUCCUGGAGAUCGGUUUAUACCAAAUAGGAGUUUGAUGGAUCUUGAUCAUGCCCACAGUUUAUUGACAAACAGAACAAAACCACUCCACAAUUCGAAUUUCAAUGAAUCGUACAGACAAAAAUUGGAGGACAAACUGACUUUGAAUUCCGAGGGGAAACCAUUUAGGAUGUUGGUAUUCAGAGGCAGUCCUAAAUCAAAUAGAAGGCCAACCCGUUGCGUCGAUGAGAUGCGUCGUCAAGAUGAUGAAGCUGAGGAAUUGGAAAACAAUAUGAAGCAGUAUCGAAGUUUCCCACAGAGAGCAGCUAGGAUUCUGGAUGCACCAAAUCUUGUAAAUGAUUUCUACAUGAACAUUUUGGAUUGGGGGAAGAACAACAUUCUUGCUGUGGCUCUAGGCCAAGCAUUGUAUCUUUGGAACCCAGAUAGUGGAAAUGUACACAAGCUCUUCGAAGUUGAUGGGAAUGAUUGCCCUACAAGUAUAGCCUGGUCUAGGGAUGAAAAAACUUUGGCAGUUGGAUUUUUUAGUUCCAAACUUCAACUUUGGGAUGCUGAGAGUUCCAAACUAGUUAGAGCAAUAGAAGAUCACACUGGAAGGAUAGCAACUAUUGCAUGGAAAUCUCACGUUCUUCUAACAUCAGGAAGCCGAGACAAGUCUAUCCUUAACCAUGAUGCCAGGGCAAGAAGCAAUUUAAUUUCCUCUUUGAUGGCACACACCGAUGAAGUUUGCAGGCUGAAAUGGUCCGACAAUAAAUUGGCGAGUGGUGGCAAUGAAAAUCUAAUAUACAUUUGGGAUUCUUUCAAAAUGAGUUCAUCAUCAAAGUUCUUAUAUCGUUUCAAUGAACACGGCGGAGCAGUUAAGGCACUUGCAUGGUGCCCAUACCAGUACGGUGUGCUUGCCUCAGGAGGAGGCACCACAGAUGGGUGUAUUAAGUUAUGGAAUACACAAAAGGGAAGCUGCAUUAAUAGCAUGCCCACCAAAUCUCAGAUAUGUGGACUUGAAUGGAAUACGCAUCACAAGGAGAUAGUGAGUGCACAUGGCUUUAGCACGAGUAGUACCAGAUCAAAUCGGCUGUGUUUGUGGAGGUAUCCAUCGAUGGCCAAAUUGGGAGAAUCCACUCGCCAUGAUGACAGAGUCCUCCACCUUUCCCAGAGCCCUGAUGGGUUAACUGUGGUAUCAGCCGGGGCGGAUCAGACUCUUCGCUUCUGGGAGGUUUUUGGACCACCUGCUGCUGACAAUUCAAAACUUUCAAAUUUGGACAGCAUUUUGUCUCUCAAGACUUCUCCUAUAAGAUGAUGAGAUAUAAAACAUGUAGUUUCAUUCCUGCAAGAGGCACCUUUCUUUUUCACUUUUCAUUGUCUUAAGCGUCGCCUAAACUGAGCUGACCUCUGUAUUACAUUCAAAUUAGGAACUAAAACAAACAACCAAAACUGUUUUUUAGUUUACUUAAAACUGCAAAAUAAGCUUCAUUCUGAUUCCGAGUCA
Molecule: messenger RNA, 2510 nt
Organism: Ziziphus jujuba (common jujube)
Lineage: Eukaryota; Viridiplantae; Streptophyta; Magnoliopsida; Rosales; Rhamnaceae
Product: cell division cycle 20.5, cofactor of APC complex
Exons: 10
Coding region: 957-2321 (454 amino acids)
Biological process (GO): anaphase-promoting complex-dependent catabolic process; positive regulation of ubiquitin protein ligase activity; positive regulation of anaphase-promoting complex-dependent catabolic process
Cellular component (GO): anaphase-promoting complex
Molecular function (GO): ubiquitin ligase activator activity; anaphase-promoting complex binding; protein binding
Source: RefSeq, a predicted model, not a curated record